AAAGGCUCGUGUACCGACUGAAUCUUCCCAAUAAACCCAAGAAAGACCGGUGGCUAACAAAACCGGGAUUAGAAUUUGACUAAACCGAAUUUGGUACUACGCUGAGCUUCUCCUUUUAAGGGAGACUGAAACAGAGUGACAGACAGUGUGGAAGAGUCACUCACUCACUCACGCAUCAAAAAUGGCGGAAAAUGUUGGAAGCGACUCCAGCGAGCUCGGGAGCAUCACUUCUUCCCAGCAAUCUUACCUCAAAAACUGUCCUUUCGCCGGCCACGAAGCUUCUCCGACGAAUUCUGACAACACCGAGAUCCUCAGUAACAAGAUUUCGCCAGCGGUUGUUAAGACUCCGGUUCUCUCGUUCUCUUCACCGACCAGCCUCGAUUCCAUCAAAGAUGACGUCUUUCGUACUCCUCCUGAGAACGCAUCUCCUUCUUCUGCCGCUGAUUCGGAACCUGGAGUUAGGGUUUCUGAGAUGAAAUCUCAUAAAGGUUCGAAUUUUAAAUCUCCGUAUUCUAACGCCGAGACAACGCUUCUUUCUUCUCCACCGUCGGAAAAUUUUAGGUUUUCGCAGUCGAAUUCGAAGUCUCCGUCUUCUACGGCCGCGACGACCCCUGUUUCUGCUUCACCGUCGGGAAAAGUUAGAGCUUUGAAGAAGAAUUCGAAAUCUCCGUCUUCUAACGCCGCGACGACGCCUGGUUCUCAUUCACCGUCGGGAAAAGUUAGGGUUUUGGAGACGAAUUCGAAAUCUCCGUCUUCUACGGCCGUGACGACUCCUGUUUCUGCUUCACCGUCGGGAAAAGUAAGGGUUUUGGAGACGAAUUUGAAAUCACCGUCCUCUACGGCUGAGAUGACGCCUGUUUCUGCUCCACCGUCGGAAAAAGUUAGGGUUUUGGACACGAAUCGUCCUUUUGAUUUUAUGGCUAAUAGAGCUCUCAAGUCUCCUCCUCAGAGAGUUGUUAAUUUCGGUUCUGCAUCUGCAACUGAAGGGACCAAGGUCUCUGAAACGGAAGACUCUGGUGAAGUUAUACCUUUCAAAGAAAUCAUCGAAGCCCUUCUUCGUAACAGUGGAGAGAAGCUUGAUGAAAGAGAUGAAAACGUCAGCUGUGUUGACAUUCUCAAAAGUUUGGGUUUGAAAUUCCCCUAAAUGGUUACUGAUUUAGUAAGUCUUAUUUGCUUUUUGGCUCUCUCUCUCUGUUUUAGUCUGUUCUUGUUGGUUCUGUUUCGGGAUUACGCAUUCAGAUCUUUCCUUUUUGUUGUUGAUGAUAUGAAUGCGUCGGGAAAAAAGUUGGAGCUUUUCUGUACUGUUGCUUCAACUACAAGUAAAUAAUUAAGUAUUUUAUGUUUGGAAA
This is a messenger RNA of Camelina sativa (false flax), 1349 nucleotides long. RefSeq lists its product as uncharacterized. NCBI's taxonomy places the organism in Eukaryota, Viridiplantae, Streptophyta, Magnoliopsida, Brassicales, Brassicaceae. The record is from RefSeq and is a predicted model, not a curated record.